GCCAGACACGCACAUGGUUCAUUUCCUUUCUCAGACAGGAAGAAGAUAGAGAGAGAAGGGAGACAAAAGCUUCAAUUCAUUUUUGUCAAUGCGAGGACUCGUGUUCGUUCCUCUCAACAGCGUUGAAACUCACCAGUCUAAGCUGUUGAACAAUUCAGGAAGAUGAACAAAGUCACAACUACAAGGGAUUGAAUGACAGUUCACAGUUGGUCUUAAAAGUUCCUAAUCUAUUCUGAAAAUUAAAAAAAAAAAUAAAAAUGAAUUGUUUCUAUUACUUCAAGGAUAGGACUAAAAGUAGGGCCCAAAGAUCAGCGCCGAUAUUAAAAGAAGAGAGCAAAUCCAAUUUAUCGGCAGCUCAGAGGGUGACUAAGUCCUCUUGUUCGGCAGCUUCACCACGUAGUAUCCCAGAAUUGUAUGAAGAGAAGGCUCAGAACUUGCGAGCCUUCUCAUUUUCGGAGCUCAGACAGGCAACUAAUGGUUUCAAUAGGAUGCUUAAGAUUGGGGAAGGUGGAUUUGGAAGUGUGUUUAAAGGCACAAUCAAGCCUGCUGAUGGAAAUGGUGAUUCCCCAAUUGUAGUUGCCAUUAAAAUGCUCAACAGAGAUGGCUUUCAGGGGCAUAAACAAUGGGUGGCAGAAGUACAAUUUCUCGGUAUUGUGGAGCACCCAAAUCUUGUCAAACUUAUUGGAUACUGUGCUGUAGAUGGAGAACGAGGGAUCCAACGGCUACUUGUAUAUGAGUUUAUGCCCAACAAAAGCUUGGAAGAUCAUCUUUUCAAUAGGGCUUUUUCGGCUCUACCUUGGAAAACGAGGUUACAGAUAGUACUUGGAGCUGCUCAAGGAUUGACUUAUUUGCAUGAAGAAUUGGAAGUCCAGGUCAUAUAUCGAGAUUUCAAAUCAUCAAACGUGCUAUUGGAUGAGGCUUUCAAUCCAAAGCUUUCAGACUUUGGGCUUGCCCGGGAGGGGCCAACAGCUGGGCAUACUCAUGUUUCAACAGCGGUUGUCGGGACAUAUGGGUAUGCUGCACCGGACUACGUACAAACAGGACAUCUGACCACUAAAAGCGAUGUGUGGAGUUUUGGUGUGGUAUUGUAUGAGAUCCUCACGGGCAGGCGGUCCUUUGAAAGAAACCUACCCAAAAUGGAGCAGAGACUUCUGGAUUGGGUGAAACAGUUCCCUGCUGAUAGUAAAAAAUUUAGUAUGAUAAUGGACCCCAGACUCGAAAGACAGUAUUCUCUCAAUGCAGCCCGGAAAAUCGCCAAGUUAGCAGACCAAUGUCUGUUGAAGAAUGCAAAAGAGCGACCAUUGAUGAGUUGGGUGGUGGAGAGUUUGAAGCAGAUAAUCCAAGUUUCAGAUGAAAACCCGUCUGAUAAAAGUUUUGAGUGCAAUGAAGAUGAUUCGGUUGAGUUGGAUGAGAAGACAAAUCGGAUGGGACCGUCUGAAUCUGCGAUAAGGCGGAUGGCACACUUGGCUAAAUUGAACGAGCAUGUUGGAGGAGUCAGCAGACGCAAGUUUAUGUUCAUGCAGAGGGCUAAAGUGCCUUAGAAAAUGUUCUUUUUUUUGUUUGCUGUGAAAUUGGAUUUUGGUUUGCUGAUUAGGCAAUGGUUUUGUUUCUGGAGUUAUUGAUGUUAGAAUAUGAGCAGAAAAGGUUGAUGUGAAGUAUUAAGCCGGUUAAGGGUUCUCUCUCUCUCUCUCUCUCUCUCUCUCUCCUUUGAGAAAUAAAUGGUCAGAACUUCAGCCUUAAUACUCAUGUAAAUAUUAUGUGAUUAGAUAUAAUAUAGUUUUUUCUGUUUCUUU
Messenger RNA from Camellia sinensis, 1793 nucleotides. Its product is annotated as putative serine/threonine-protein kinase PBL19. Lineage: Eukaryota; Viridiplantae; Streptophyta; Magnoliopsida; Ericales; Theaceae. Gene Ontology annotation, biological process: protein phosphorylation. Gene Ontology annotation, molecular function: protein kinase activity; ATP binding. The record is from RefSeq and is a predicted model, not a curated record.